CGGUAAUUUGAGGAGCAGUCCUUCCCCGGCGUGGUGCUGAGAGUGCUGAGCGCCGCCGUCCCUCCCUCAGCAUGUCGGCGAAAUUCCUGGCGCCGCAGAUCCAGGAUAACCCUACAGGAUGGGGCCCCUGCGACGUGCCCGAGCAGUUCAAGGACAUGCCCUACCAGCCGUUCUCUAAGGGCGACAGGCUGGGCAAGGUGUCGGACUGGACCGGAGCAACAUACCAGGACCGUCGCUAUGCCAUCAAGUAUCAGUCCACCUUUGGCAGUAUGCAGCAGUAUGCCUACUACCACGAGGAGGAUGAGUCAACCUUCCAGCACGUGUACAAGACCAAUGUUCCCAAGCCUCUGUACCAGCGCGGCCGCUACAUGCGCAACCAACGCAACAUGAAGAACCAGCGCAACCAGAAGGGGCAGCAGAUGCAGGUCCUGGGGAAGGGCAACAAGCGCGAGGGGCGCAGUUUUGGGUUCCAGAACAAUAAGAACUGGCAGAAGCAGCAGUACCAGCGUAACCGUUGGAACCGCGGCGGCCACCCCCCCAUCAAGAACCGGGAUGCCUCGGUGACGGUGCGGCCAGAGUGGAAGGUGAUCGAGGAGAUGGACUUCCCGCGCCUCUCCAAGCUGUCGCUGCCCAAUAUUGAGGACCCCAAGGACCUGUAUCUCUGUGGCUCACUGGAGUAUUAUGACAAGGCCUACGACCGCGUCACCGUCAAGAACGAGAAGAAGCUGACCCGCAUCAACCGCAUCUUCCACAAGGUCACCACCACCGAUGACCCCGUGAUCAGGCAGCUCACCAAGACGGAGGACAGCAAUGUAUACGCCACCGACGCCAUCCUGUCCACCAUCAUGUGCUGCUCACGCUCCAGCAACUCCUGGGACGUGGUGGUGCAGAAGAUCGCCGGCAAGCUCUUCUUUGACAAGCGGGACGACUCCGAGUUUGACCUGUUGACCGUGAGUGAGACCUCCAGCGAGCCGCCCCAGGAGGAAGGCAAUUCCCUCAACUCCCCCAGGAACCUGUCUCUGGAGGCCACCUUCAUCAACCACAACUUCUCCCAGCAAGUCCUGCGUAAUGAUGGUAACCGCUACAAGUUUGAGCACGACAACCCCUUCCUGGACGAGGAUGAAGAGGAUGAGGUGGCGCCAGUGGGCUACAGGUACCGCAAGUGGUGCCUCGGCAAUGACAUCAACCUGGUGGCUCGCACGGAACAUGACUCUGUACAGGCAGCUCCCAACAAUGAAAUACAGUUCAUCAAUAUUAAGGCCCUCAACGAGUGGGACUCCAAACACUCCGGCGGUGUUGACUGGCGGCAGAAGUUGGACACUCAGCGCGGCGCCGUGCUGGCCAACGAGCUGAAGAACAACGCGUGCAAGCUGGCCAAGUGGACCGUGCAGGCCAUACUAGCAGGCUCAGACCAGAUCAAGUUCGGGUAUGUGUCUCGUGUCAAUGUGCGGGACUCCACCAAGCACAUGAUUCUGGGCACGCAGCAGUUCCGGCCCAUGGAGUUCGCCAACCAGAUCAACCUGAGCAUGGACAACGCCUGGGGUAUCCUGCGCUGCAUCAUUGACAUCUGCAUGAAGCUGCCUGAUGGGAAGUACCUCAUCAUGAAGGAUCCCAACAAGGCAAUGAUCCGGUUGUACGACAUUCCUGACAACACCUUCGAAUCUGAUGAGGAGGACGGGGGUGAGAAGCAGACCGAGCCGGAGAAUAAGCACGAACUGGUUGACUGAAAUAAGGCAAAGCUCAGUGAAGCCCAAGACCAGCCAGCAAAGCCCACACCAGACAUUCAAGACAAGGAACGGACAUGAAAGAGCCUUAACCUGUAAUGAGCACCAGUAUAACCAAAGGCGGCAUAACAUAACUGUGCCUUUUAAAUAGCUGCUCAGUAAGGCUAUUUCUAAAGUAAAAAGAACAGUAUAUUAGUUAUUGUGUCAUCACCACCUGGGCUUACUUGUCACAUUCCUCAAGUAAAUCCAUCUGAGGUCUGGGCUUCCGCUGAGACCACUUUGCUGAAGCCAUGUAACUCAUUUUUUAAGUGAAGUAUUUGUUGAAGAAUAUUGUUUUGUAAGGUAUCUGGUAUCUAAUAAACAUUCGGUUAAAACAA
Messenger RNA from Eriocheir sinensis (Chinese mitten crab), 2101 nucleotides. RefSeq names its product eukaryotic translation initiation factor 3 subunit D-like (gene eIF3d1). The record is from RefSeq and is a predicted model, not a curated record. The transcript has 11 exons. Gene Ontology annotation, molecular function: translation initiation factor activity. The coding region runs from base 72 to 1727 and encodes 551 amino acids. Gene Ontology annotation, biological process: translational initiation. Gene Ontology annotation, cellular component: eukaryotic translation initiation factor 3 complex; cytoplasm. Lineage: Eukaryota; Metazoa; Arthropoda; Malacostraca; Decapoda; Varunidae.